Messenger RNA from Aedes aegypti (yellow fever mosquito), 5665 nucleotides. RefSeq names its product serine/threonine-protein kinase minibrain (gene mnb). The transcript has 10 exons. Gene Ontology annotation, biological process: protein autophosphorylation; peptidyl-threonine phosphorylation; peptidyl-serine phosphorylation. NCBI's taxonomy places the organism in Eukaryota, Metazoa, Arthropoda, Insecta, Diptera, Culicidae. Gene Ontology annotation, cellular component: nucleus. The record is from RefSeq and is a predicted model, not a curated record. The coding region runs from base 1964 to 5314 and encodes 1116 amino acids. Gene Ontology annotation, molecular function: transcription coactivator activity; ATP binding; protein serine/threonine kinase activity.
UCAUCCAUCAUCGAAAGAGUGUCCCUUUUUGGCCAGCCCGUGUGAAGACGAGUUUCAAUAUUGCUCCCUGGAAAAGUGAUAAAUUUCCGGUGAAACCGGCCGAUAUUCGCGCAAGCAAUCUCGAGUAAUCGCGACGGAAGUGACCGGUUUCCGGUGCGUGUAGGGUGCGGUUUAGUGACCCCCGUAAGAAGACCACAUUCCGCAUUCCGGUGGAAGCCAGUGAAAAUUUUCACUUUUCGGUGCGUGCGGCGCCCCCCUUGUCGUCAUAGUUGUCGGUGCUCAGUCGGGAAGACGAGUUUAUUCCCCACGAAAUCGGAAUUGGUCGCCGUGGAAGUGUUCUGCCGACAGGGCCACCGGAAGUGAGCGCGCCUCGUGAAAUCUCGCGCUUCAUAGAGCUGGUGCCGAGGGCUUUCCAAAGAAAAGUGUGCAAAAAUUGUCCUCCCAAAGUUGAAGAAGAAAAAAAUGUGAAGCAGCAGCGGAGGAAAAUCUGUUCCCCGUCUGGAGAGAAUUUUUCGCCAGGGCAAGUGAAGAAGAAGAAAGGCCACUAAAGUGGGAAGUGAGGCUAGUGGAAGUGCAGUAAGCGGUCCUUUUUCGGAGAAUCCGUCGUCGUCUACGCAGAGACGAAGAAGAAGAAGACAACCACAGAGAGUGAGGUUUUUUGUGGUGUUGGUGGUGAAUGUAGUUUGUUAUGUUGGGCGAGACAGCAUCACGCACACUUGAACAAAUCAUCAUCGAAUCAGUGACGAGAGACCCAGACUGAGUGCGAGAGAGAGAGAGAGAGUGAUUUGAUCGAGAUCCAACAAGUGUUGCCAAUUUGUAGAAUUGACUCGCCGGAUUUAAAGGCCUAAACACAAUCAACCACUUCGGGGAGAGGCGACGACGAACAAAACAGGACCCUCAAUGAUCUGCUUCCGGUGAACUGUUCCCAGAGUUCCCAACAUCACGCCAUUGCAGUUGCAAUUGUGCAAACGAAAGCAGCAGCAGCAUCCCGUCACUCGUCGAAAUAGUAGCAGAAUGGCAGAUGCACCAUAACAAAAGCCACCCCAAUCACCACCCAGUUGCACCCAAGUUUGUGUCCUCUGUGGGUGUGUGUGUGUGUGUGCGUGUCCGUGUGCGCGCGCCCGCCUUUAUCUAUCCGUGUGUGUACAUGUCCGUUGCGUCGUGUGGAACUGAUCCCUGUGCAAAUAAUAAAUGAAAUAUAACAAUAACGAUAAAGGAAAUAAGUAAAGGAGCAGUGCGCCCACCAGAAGCACCAAGAAAGAAACCAGAAAGAUCAUCAGCAGCAAGUCCACAUACCCACACUCGAACGGUGCUGAACUGUCCCAGUCUACCAAAGAACGGGGGAAACGGACCGGCGGGGACUUCAACUGACUAACGCUGACUCGUCUGGCUCGGAUCGGUGUUCCGUGUCUCGUGAGCAGUGAAGAAUAAAGCAGCUGGAAAAUCUACUUGUGUGACUAAUCGUGAAGAUUUUCUUUGUCAUCGCAUCGGGAGCGUGUGGGUUGUUCACGACGUUCGUCAGUUCGUGGGGGUGGUGCAUUUUUUCCACCGGAAGGCUUGGUGAGUGCUUGGUGCGGUUCGGUGGUGGAGAAAAUGCUCGCAGUUCGUCUCGUCGAGUGGUGGGUUCUAGUUCGAUGCGAAUGAGGUCGUUUGGUCGGAAUGUGCAAUAGUAGUGUUCCAAUUUGAGGCGAUCUCGAAGAGAAGAUUGGUUACUACAGCCUUUAAGGUGUGAGCUGUGAAAGUGCUAAUUGUAUAGAAAGUUCAAUUGUAAAAGUUUGCUUUAUUUAUGAAGAAAGAAGAUAUCCGAUUGGAUCGUGUCUAGGGAUUGGGGGGUUUUUUAAGCUAGAAGAGCCCGGAGUGAGCACCUAAAAGCUCAUUCCGGAAGCCGGUAUAUUCGCGUUGCGUCUGGAAGGGUUGCAAUUGCUUCGAAUUGAACGCGCGAGUGAAUGUGUUUGCCGGGGGCAUGAUAGUCCCCCCUCAUCUGGCCGCAACACUCAACAACAGUGGUGGGGGGUCUGGUGGAAGUAAUAACAAUAGUGGCAACAGCAGCAGCAGCAUUAGCACAAGCAGCAGUUUGUCCGUUACUGGAGCAGGUGGCGCGGUUACAGGAGCAGCAGCAGCACCAGGAGCGACGGCAUCAUCAUCGCUUCUAGUCAGCGGCAGCCAGGAUAGUCUGAGUGGGUUCGUACUCAGUGGGGGAGGUGGUGGAGGCGGAGGUAACGGUAACGGAAGCGGUAGUAGCGGUAGCGGCUCUAGCCGCACCGGAUCCAGCAACGGAAGCGGCCAUCGCAUACUCGCCGUCAAUCGCAACAUUGACGACCUACUGUUCGGUAGUGACUUGGACUCGUUAAUCAAUGACAAUAUCAUCAAUGGAUUCAAAUCGUUGAAAGUGGCGAAAUCGCACUCGCAGGAUAACUUGGAUUAUCAGCAGCAGCAUCGUCAUCCACAUCUACACCAUCAUCAGCAGCAACCGUUCUACCAUCAUUAUCAUUCGCAUCAGUUGCACUCAUUGCCACCAAUUCAACAGCAGCAACAGUACCAACAUCAACCGCAACAACAACCAACAUCAACAUCGUUGCAUUACUACCAUCAUCAACACCUGCAACAACAGCAGCAGCCGCAGCAACAAGUUAAUCACUGGAUAGAAUCGGAUAUCAUAACAAACAGCAAGAUGCUGACGGAUAAGGCAAAACAGAAACUAGCAGCACAAUAUGCAUCCGGAAAUGUUCCUGACUCAACGCGGCAAAGGCAUCAUGCGCCGCUUUACGGAAGACUGGUCACAGAAGAACACUUACCUGCCGCUCAUCGUGAUAUACAUCAGCGUUCGAUAAGUCCUACAUCAUCGACAGACAUUCGGGCGAUGCAAGCCCGAAUACCAUCGCAUUUUCGAGACCCAACGACGGCACCGCUGCGGAAGCUGAGCGUGGAUCUAAUCAAAACCUACAAACACAUCAAUGAGGUUUACUAUGCCAAAAAGAAACGAAGAGCUCAACAGACCCAGGGCGAGGACACGUCCCACAAGAAGGAGCGAAAGCUAUACAACGAUGGCUAUGACGACGAGAACCAUGACUACAUCAUCAAAAAUGGCGAGAAGUUUCUCGAUCGCUAUGAAAUCGAUUCACUUAUCGGCAAGGGCAGCUUCGGCCAGGUGGUGAAAGCCUACGACCACGAGGAAGAGUGCCAGGUGGCGAUAAAAAUCAUCAAAAACAAAAGACCCUUCCUCAGUCAAGCACAAAUCGAGGUGAACCUGCUGGAGAUGAUGAACCGGGCGGACGCGGAGAACAAAUACUAUAUUGUAAGGCUGAAGCGACACUUUAUGUGGCGGAAUCACCUGUGUUUAGUAUUCGAGCUGUUAUCCUAUAAUUUAUACGACUUAUUGCGCAAUACGAACUUCCGCGGGGUUUCACUGAAUCUAACGAGGAAGUUUGCCCAGCAGUUAUGUACGGCGUUAUUAUUUUUAAGUUCACAAGAAUUAAAUAUCAUACACUGUGAUUUAAAACCAGAAAAUAUAUUAUUAUGUAACCCUAAACGGUCAGCAAUUAAGAUAGUAGAUUUUGGCAGUUCAUGUCAACUAGGACAAAGGAUAUAUCAAUACAUACAAUCACGUUUCUACCGCUCGCCGGAGGUACUAUUAGGGAUACCGUACGACUUAGCAAUAGACAUGUGGUCGCUCGGGUGCAUACUGGUGGAAAUGCACACCGGUGAGCCGCUGUUUUCCGGCUCGAACGAGGCGGACCAAAUCAACAAGAUCGUCGAGGUGCUCGGGAUGCCCCCGAAGCACAUCCUCGACCAGGCGCACAAAACUCGCAAGUUCUUCGAGAAGCUCCCGGACGGGACGUACGUGCUGCGGAAAACGCAAAACCAGCGCAAGUACAAGGCACCGGGCACGCGGAAACUGCACGACAUCCUCGGCGUGGAAACGGGCGGACCGGGCGGCCGGAGGCACGGCGAACCCGGCCACAGCGUAUCCGACUAUCUUAAGUUUAAGGACCUAAUCUUAAGGAUGCUGGAUUACGAUCCGAAGACGCGCUGCACACCGUACUAUGCCUUGCAACACAACUUCUUCAAGCGGACGUCGGACGAGAGCACCAACACGGCGAACACGAUCAGCUCGCUCAGCACCAGCCCGUCGGUGAGCACGCAGGACCCCAGCAGUCACGGUCUAUCUUCGUUACAACAUCAACCUCAAUCGGUGCACCACCAGUCUCAGCAGCAGCAACAGCAACAACUUCACCCUUCAUCAGCCUCGUCGCAAUCGCAGAGCACCAGCAUGCUGUUGCUGUCGCAGGCCGCGGCAGCAGUCGGUCUCGGCGGAAGCACCACCAACAACAACAGCAACAGUCACAACUCCAGUUCCGGGCCAUCCACCAUCAGCAGUAGCAACAAUAGUAGUAGUAGCAAUAGUAAUAACACCAAUAGCACCAACAGCAGCAACCACCCGCUGGCAAUGGAUUGCGAUCCGCCCCACACGAUCCUGAACACCACAUCGUCGAAUCCCACCCACUACCAUCGGAAUCGUUACCUGCAGCAGCAACACCAACAGCAGCAGCAGCAUCCGCUACUUAGUCACAAGAGUUACGCCCCCGCAUCACUGCCAAUCGACCUGGGAGGGCUAACUCACAGUGGCUCUGUGGCAACAACAGUAACGGUUGAUCCGACGAGUUCAUCCUCAUCAACGGCGACAGCAGCGGCAUCCGCCGCGGCAGCAGCCCUCAUGUCCGGUGGUAGUAGCUUUACGAGUCAUCCCGUUGGUAUCAUCGGCGGCGGCGGCGGCGGGGGUACCAGCAGUAGCAGUAGUAGUAAUAGCGGUGGGGGAGGGGGCAGUAGGAGCCUACUGUCGCACAGCGUAUCGAAUUAUGCGCCCUUUUCGAUGAGCGAUGCCGCGCUGCUGAUGGGUCACUCCAAUGCACCUGCUGGCGGUCAUGGGAUGUUGGGAUUUGUACAGAUGGGAUCGCUCAUAGGUCCAAUCGGCGGCAGUGCUGGCAGCAGCAGCAGUAGUGGGAUUGCUGGUCCAAGCUCACUAGUCACCGGGGCUGGAGGAGGCGGCAUGGGUUUGGGCGUCGGGAGCAGCUUGACAAACGCUGGAAUGGCAGUGCUGAGUGGUAUCGGAACCGUUGGUGGAAGCAGUGGCAGCAUGGUAGGUGUUGGGAGCGGUGGCGGAGGCGGAAGCAGCAGUAGUAGUAGUAGUGCUAGUUCCAAGGGUUUGGGACGGGUGGCGGCUGCGGCGGCGGCCGCUGCAGCAGCUUCCAACGAACGGGGCGAAUCGCCGAUGGUUGGUGUUUGUGUUCAGCCUAGUCCGGUCAUUAUCCACUGACGGUCGGUGUGGCGGCGGCCAUGCGGGAAGGGCGUCAAGUACGACUAGUACGGUGUCGCGAUUUGUGCGUGCGAUAUUUAGUAGUGCGGUGCGGAUGGAAGCUGUGCGUGGUUGUCUCUGAUGUCCUUUAUCUCUUUUCCACCUCCCGUUUUGCGGAGAGGUACGUUGGUGAGAUGUGACGGUCAAUAAUGUUCCUCCGGGAUUGGCGGGAGUGGUGUUUGCAAAUUUGAAUUGGUUUUGGUUGGUUGUUCGUAAGUUCUUCUACCCAGCGACAUAGGAAAGGUAUUUUAGAAUUUAUGAAAAGUUGAACAUAUUAUUUAAUAAAAUUUACUAGGUACAAAUUGUUUGUAA